Molecule: messenger RNA, 585 nt
Organism: Debaryomyces fabryi
Lineage: Eukaryota; Fungi; Ascomycota; Pichiomycetes; Serinales; Debaryomycetaceae
Exons: 1
Coding region: 1-585 (194 amino acids)
Source: RefSeq, a predicted model, not a curated record
AUGGAGACAGAGAAUUUUAAGAGAGUAGCAAAUCAAGGUAUUCAACCACAGCAUGAGAAUAGCGAUAUUGCUUCUUUAUCGACGCUAGGGAUGAGAAUAAGGAAGUCGGUUGCAGAUGGCUAUAAUGUACCAUCCAACAACUAUAAUGGAUAUAAUGCAUACGAUAGGAUGGGAUAUUCUAAUCGUGGGGAAUAUAAUAGAGUCGAACCUAAGGCUAUUGGAAUAUUUGGGGGAAAUCAGAAUGAAAGCAAUAUAGAUUUUGAACCGGCUAGAGUGCCCUUACCUACACAUAUGAGUCAGCCACCUGCAUUAACUAAUGCUGGAUCAACCAUCGGAACUUGUUCGAACUUGUCAGAAUGGGAAAACAAUUAUGCAAACCAUUCGCCAGCUAUCACCACGUUGGGGGUCUUUGACCAAAGUUCUAAGGGUAAGAGAAAGUUUGAUGAUAUUGAUGAGAAUUCAGCUUCAUACGGCAACAGUGCUGUAAUCGGAUCUGGUGAUGUUUCAGGUAGUGCAAACUAUGAUAUGGGCACGGAAUAUUACCGGGCAAAAUAUGGCGAAUUAAAAUUCGACGAAGACUUUUAA